Agrilus planipennis (emerald ash borer) is the source of this 4803-nucleotide messenger RNA. RefSeq names its product splicing factor, arginine/serine-rich 15 (gene Isha). Gene Ontology annotation, cellular component: nucleus. Gene Ontology annotation, molecular function: RNA binding. The record is from RefSeq and is a predicted model, not a curated record. NCBI's taxonomy places the organism in Eukaryota, Metazoa, Arthropoda, Insecta, Coleoptera, Buprestidae. The transcript is spliced from 11 exons. The coding region runs from base 128 to 4516 and encodes 1462 amino acids.
AGAAUAGAAAAGGAUGAGAAAAGGGCAAUCCCGUUCCAAAAUGGCGUUUGUGUCGUUUUACUAUAAUCAAGUAAUUUAAUUGAAUUUUGUGCCAUUUAAGACGUUUUUUAAUUAGAAAACAUACACAAUGGAUGCCGUAAAAUCUUUUAAUUCGGAACUUUCCGGAUUAUACGACGUAAAGCCUCCUAUUUCGAAGGCUAAAAUGACGUCUAUUACCAGAGGAGCUAUUAAAGCAAUAAAAUUUUACAAGCAUGUUGUCCAAAGUGUGGAAAAAUUCAUAUUAAAGUGCAAACCAGAAUAUAAAGUUCCAGGUCUAUAUGUCAUUGACUCCAUAGUAAGACAGUCCCGGCAUCAGUUUGGUGCCGACAGGGAUGUAUUCGCCCCCCGAUUUGCAAAAAACAUCCAACAAACUUUUAUGAACCUUUUUAAAUGUCCUCCAGAAGACAAAAGCAAAGUGAUUCGAGUAUUGAAUUUAUGGCAGAAGAAUCAGGUAUUUCAUCCUGAAGUAAUUCAGCCACUGUUUGAUCUUGCCGACCCAAAUCAUCCUGCAUACAGAGACCAGCCCCAAGUCCAGAGCAAUGGAAUUUCUGCACAAGUAGUGGGGAACAACUUAAUUAAAGGUUCACCAGCAAUCCAGAAGAGUCCCGCAAAGGCGCCUCUGCAAGGGACACUGCAGACUGAUCCGUCAAUGGGGCACGUCAGUGGAGCCACUAAUAAUUCGAUCUUACAGGACCCAAACGCGUUAGCGCAACUACAGCAGCUGCACAAACUACUCCAGCAACAGCAGGCGGCUGAGGGUUCAGCGAACAAAAUUCAAGGGCCGCCAGUGCGUUUUGAUCGUAAGCUUUUGGAUUUUGAUUAUGAUGAUGAAGAAGAUGAGGAACAUAUGGCGCCGUCUCCCAAACCAGGCAAUUCGGCAAUUGAAACUGUUGGAAGCUUGCUUUCGAACCCAGAAGUUCUACGUCAGUUACAAACCCUUCAACAAACUAUGACCCAACAACAGCAGGAAAUGGAUAUGGAAAAAUUGCGUAAGUUACAGGAAAUGAAGCAGCAAGAAGAAGAAUUUGAUAAACACCUCGCUCAAACUGUACCAAAUCUACCUUUUGCGGCUGAAUGUGAACUAAAACCGCCCCCGUCGAUUAAUAACUCACCGGCUAUUCCUCCUGGUUAUUAUUUCCCACCAAGUGGCGGCCAAGAUGUCAGUAUCCCACCUCCGAAUUACAAGCCACCUCUACCUUACGAUAUGCAGCAGCCGCAGGACAAUAACAUGAUCGGUGUAGGAGGUGGUACUUACAAAGACGUAAACGAGGACAGCGGUGACGUUGAGGUAAUUAAUCUGGACCGGAGUCGUUCAAGAAGUUUGUCUCCGAGGGAUGAUAGACAUCGACGUAGAAGAAGUCGUUCGAGGGAACGAUCCCGCGACAGGGGAAGGACUAGAGAUUCUCAUCGGAGAAGAAGAUCUCGCAGUAAAUCAUCUAGAUCUAGAUCCCGUUCAAAAACUAGGCGACAUCGAUCUCGAUCAAGAGACAGAGAAAAAGAUCGCGAAAAGGAAACGGAAAAAGACAAAGAGAGAAAGAAACGAGGACUUCCGCCUAUUAAGAAGGAUCAUCUUAGUGUUUGCAGUACAACCUUGUGGGUUGGUCAUCUUUCAAAGUUGGUACAUCAGGAGGAGUUAUCUGACACUUUCGGAAAAAUUGGUGAAAUUGUUAGCAUUGAUCUGAUUCCUCCAAGAGGAUGUGCUUUUAUUGUAAUGCAUCGACGCCAGGAUGCAGCCAAAUGUCUGUCUAAAUUGAAAAACCAUAAGUUACAGGGAAAAGCAAUAACUGUAGCAUGGGCGCCAGGCAAAGGUGUGAAAGGUAAAGAUUUGAAAGAUUAUUGGGAAGUAGAGCAGGGAGUUUCCUAUGUACCGUGGUCAAAAAUUAAGCCCGAUAUCGAUCUUGAUUUGCUCGAAGACGGUGGAAUGAUCGACGAAGAAACCGUUCCAGACUGGAUGAAGGCUCGCCUUGCACAACAACAACAAAAACCACAAGCUCCUCAAGUUCUUUUACCUAAUAUAUCAGUUAGCGCAGAUGGUAACGUCAGUUUUGUAACGAUACCAGGAGCUGCAGCAAAUUCAACUGUGGAUACUACACAACCACCCCCAAUGCCACCUAAUGCUGCAGGUAGUCUUAUUCAGCCUCCUCCAGCCAUGCCUCUAUCUCUCGUGCCCCCGUUUCAACUUAAUAACAGGCUACUCGGCAUGAAUUUGUCGGGUAUGAUUCCAAAUGUCCCCAUUGGGGUUCCACCUCCCAGCAUGCCUCCGCCUAUGAUUCCAAAUCAACUUUUAGGCUUGGGUGGAUCACCUUUCGGUCAGAGCGUUUUGUCACAAUUACCACUGGACAAAGUACAACCACCUAUGUCUUCUGAAUCUUUACUGGGGAUACCAGGAGGGCCCGCCUUUGGUAUUCCGUCACCAGCAAUGACAGCUUCUCAUGACGAUCAUAACAUGGAUGUAGAAAUGGAAGAUGCAGAUCAGCACACAAGAGGGAAUGAACGCAGGGGAUCAGCGAGUACAAUGCUUAGCGAUCAAUUAUUGGCCCACGUUCAACAAAAGGAUACUUUCAGCACCGCUCUUAGCAGAUUACAUGCGGUAACGGGUGGUGUUAAAUAUCGCGAUGAAGAAGGUCAUAGAAGAAAUAACGAUUCGCGUAGUGAAGGACGUGAUGAUCGAGAAAGAGGUGGUCGUGAUUACGGACGCCGGGACCGAAGAGAUAGAUCACGCAGUCGCGACAGGAACCGUAGUAGAGGAGACAGGAACGACCGCAGGGAUCGGAAAGAUCGCGGAGGAAACAGUAGAUGGAGUGAUCGUGAUCGGGAUCGUGAUCAACGAAGAUUGUCGUCUGAGCGAAAUAACGACAAAAAGAGCAAUAGUGAAAAAAGCUUAAACGACCGUCUAAUGGAAAUGGCGAAUUCAAGUGCAUAUCCCCCAGAAAAGGACGAUGAAAAGCCCCGUCCGUUGUUUGAACCACCGCCACCACUGUUCGAUGAUCGUUCAGUAGAUCUGAAACCACCUCCUAAAGAUGUGGAAGAUAAUCUACUAGAAGAUUUCGUACCGCCGUUUGAUCCACGAUCGGCUCUUCAUAACGAUAGCUUCGAAUCACAUGGUCCCAAAAACGAUCUUUUUGAACCAAAUGCCAAUGAUUUUACAAAUCGCCAGGCUUUGGAUGGUUUCGUAGCAGAUAAUAACGAUAGUUUUCAACCUCCAGAUGAAAAAUACGGACCUCCAAAUAAUGACGGACGUUUCGAACCAUCAAACAAGCAUUUCGAAGAUGAUUAUCGGGGUCCUUCACAUAACGACAAUUUCGGUCCGGUAGAAGAAUUCCACCCACGAGGUGGUGUUCGUAGAAGGUGGAAUACGCCUCAUGAAGAAUUCGAACAACCUGGUCCCAGUUUCGAUAACGAACAUGGCUUUGACAACCUGGACAAUAUAGAAAAUGAUAUGCCCAUGAAAAGGGCAGGAAUGUUCCGUAGGAGAGAUGGCCCCGGGUUCCAAGAGGAAAUAGGCGACGAUGAAUUUGAAACACAAAUGAGACCAAGACAGGCAGGACCUCCAGGACUUUUAGGACCCCCUGGUCGUAUAGGACCUCCUGGACCCAUGGGUCCGCCGGGCCCAUUAGGGCCACCUGGAGCGGAGUUUUGGAGGCCUCCGAGGCCAAUGUUGCGUGGACCUGGACCAGAAGGAUUUGGACCCCGUAUGCGACCACCUGGACCGAGAAUGUUCAAUCCAAGAGGUGGAAUGAGAGGACCCCGCCCACCAGGUCCAUGGAUGGAAGGUGGUAUGCGACCUAAUUUUAAUCCGCGUUUUGAUGGACCACCGCGUUUCGAUGGUCCACCGCGUUUUGACGGUCCUCGUUUUGAUGGCCCCCGCUUUGACGGCCCUCCACGUUUCGAUGGUCCGCCUAGAUUCGAGGGUCCACCACGUUUCGAUGGUCCCCCUGAAUUCUUCAGGGGUCGAUUGCACGGUCGGGGAUUCGAUUCGCGUCGAGGCAGACGAGACGACCGUAGACGUUUUCGCGGACCAGACUUUGAACCUCCCGAGGAUGGUGGAGGUGAUUUCGAAGGCGGUCCUGAAGAAUGGCCAAGAAAUAGACGAGACGAUAGGAAUGGUGGUCGUUUUCAUAGGGACUUUGAAGGAGAUGGUGACGGUGAGUGGCAUAGAAGGGUAUUCCGAGAAAAGAGCAGCAGGUGGACUAACGCCUCUCAAGAAGAAGAAGGAGAAAAAGUAAAUGAUCAAGAACAGAACAGUAUAGGAGACGAAGAGAUUGUUCCCCAAGAAAAAGAAGUCGAAAUAGCUGGUGGAUACGAAGACGAUGUUGUGAACCAAGAAAAAGAACAAGUAGCUGAAGAGACCGCGGGAGGGUGUGCAACGCCUCUUAGAGACGAAAUACCUGAAACGAUAGAUGAUAAAGUAGAUCAAGAUCAAAAUCAAGAGGUUGUAGAAGAUGCAGUAACCAAGGAAGCGGAAGCGGAAGCUUAAUAAUAAAAGUGAGCAAAACAAAUUAUUUCAUUUUUACAAAACAAUUUUAUGAUUUAUUAGUUACUAGGACUUUAUGGAAACUAAGAUAGUAAAAGUACAUACAUUUAAUAUUAAUUAAACGACGAAAGUGUUGCAAAUAUGUUGGAUGAGUGGACUGAAUAGAGAAAAUACUUUUAGGCUGUGAUAGUAGGUGUAGUGAACACAGGGGACCAUGCUGUCUUGUGUCUAGCUUUAUUUUUAAGCUAAAAUUGAGUAAAUAAACCGAGGAUAUUUUAUUUAUACACGAA